Messenger RNA from Dermacentor silvarum, 4199 nucleotides. RefSeq names its product CCR4-NOT transcription complex subunit 2-like. Bases 142 to 1623 code for a protein of 493 amino acids. The transcript is spliced from 14 exons. The record is from RefSeq and is a predicted model, not a curated record. Gene Ontology annotation, biological process: nuclear-transcribed mRNA poly(A) tail shortening; regulation of stem cell population maintenance; regulation of DNA-templated transcription. Lineage: Eukaryota; Metazoa; Arthropoda; Arachnida; Ixodida; Ixodidae. Gene Ontology annotation, cellular component: CCR4-NOT core complex; P-body.
AGGGCGACAGUCGUCAAAUCGCCAUGUUUGUUACCAGAGUUGGUGUUGUGUGAGUGACCGUGCUGGCCCAAAAGUGUACAAAAAUAGACCGGACUUCUAGCGUUGUUUAGGAUAAGUUAACACGGAUUGCCUCAUCAGAUUAUGACAUCGUCGCCAUCACAACCAUUUGGAUAUGGCCAACCUACAGGAAGCUCACUCAUCCCCUUCUUCCCGUCGGUGUCUCAGCAGCAGCAGCCGGGGGUGCUGCCUGGCGGCGGGGGUUCCCGGGGGGCGCCUUUUCCAGACAUGUUUGGCGCCGACAAGGCGACCAGCUCGUCAUCCUUUGGUGACCUGGGCCUGCGGGGCACGCUCGGGGGUGCGCUGUCUCAGUUCCCACCGUCGGUGGCGAGGCCACCUCCGACGAGUCUGUCGGGUUUCCCCCCUGCGUCCCUGCCACCACCACAGCAGGCAUCACCAAACAGCCGGACCAUGCUGACAAUUGGGUCGAGAGCAUUGCCAGGUCAGAGGCAAGUUGGUCCCGACAUCAACCGGUUAGUAGGUUUGGGAGCACCACCUCGAACAGGGUACACAGACCAGAGUUCAUUAUGGAGGAACAACGUCCCAGCAUCGGGAGGUGGCAUAUCAAGCUUUGGCAUGUCGCACAGUUCUCGUAGCUUCCCUUCAUCACAGUCACUCAUGGGGAACAGUCUUCAGAGCCAGCUGUUCAACUCCAAUCCAGCGUUGGACCUCUCCGAGUUUCCAUCGCUGACGAACCGGGGUUCCCAAGAUGGGUCGGCGCAGUCGUUGAGCAGCAAUCCCAUGGCGGGGAGGGCGACGUACGGCAAACUCUUUGGCAUGGUCAAGCAGCCCAACAACGACUCCAACGAGUUCCACAUCCACAACGAGGACUUUCCCGCGUUACCUGGCUCCCAAGGCCAGGAAAACAAUCAGGACAGCUUAAGUAAACAGACGAGUAAUGCCAGCAGUGAUUCGUCGAAAGACAGCAGUGGCUUCUCUGGGGACAAAGUGGCGUCGCAACCAGUCAAGAGGGGCAUUCAGACGUCAAAAGACGGGACGGUGACGAACAUCCCGGCGGGUAUGGUGACGGACCAGUACGGCAUGGUGGGGCUUUUAACGUUCAUCAGAGCAGCGGAGACGGAUCCCAACCUCGUCUCGCUGGCGUUGGGGAGCGACCUCACGACGUUAGGGCUGAACCUCAACUCUCCCGAAAAUCUUUAUCCCGUGUUCGGAGGCCCGUGGGCAGAACAGCCUUGCAGGCCGCAAGACAUCGACUACCAUGUUCCUUCUGAGUACAUCAUCAACCAGAGCAUCCGGGACAAACUGGCGGGCAUCAAGUUGAAUCGAUACGGCGAAGACUUGCUCUUCUUCAUCUUCUACAUGUUUGGGGGCGACCUAUUACAGCUGCUGUCUGCCGCUGAACUGUACAACCGGGACUGGCGUUUCCACAAAGACGAGCGGGUUUGGAUCACGCGGGCGGGCAUCUCGCCGACGGAAAAGACAUCGACGUAUGAGCGCGGGACGUACUUCUUCUUCGACCCGGUCAACUGGCGGAAAGUCGCCAAGGAGUUUCACCUCGACUACGACCGGCUCGAAGACCGGCCGCAGCAGUAUCCGCCCCUCUGAUUGGCAGACAGCACCCCCUCCAGUUACGCCACCUGUGGCAGCCCGGAACACUCCUACUGGGCCACGCAAACCAGGGCCGGUGCGCAGAAGUCACCCAGAGAGGCGGACCUGACGACGUUGCAAGUGGCAGUGGGAUGGCAGACAGACGACACCACUGCCACCCUGUGGCAGGUUUGGGAAUCACAAGAGGAAACAUGUGGAGCUUGUGGAGACGGUUGUCAGAUGGCAAGAAGAGGCCCUUGUUCCUAACGGGGAGCCUUCGCUGGGGUUUUCUGUGCAAACGACUCUCGUGACGGGCCUGCUUGGAGCAUUCGCAUCAUCCCGGUUGCACCGACGAGUUGGCCACAAGAACACUGCGGUGCUGGAUGUCCAAGGGAGAAUAGAGCAUCUGAUCAGACCGCACAGGAACAGAGGGACCCCCCACCUCCUUUCUCCUCUCCUCGCAGACUCGGCAGGGUCAGUUGUGCGACAAGCGCUCAUCGAUAAAUGUUAAAAGCACGUUGCGACAGCUUCUCAUUCAAGUGUAGAAAGAACGGUAAAGUUUUUCAUUGAGUUCGUGGCUUUUUGCCAGCAACCCUCAUUUGCCUGUAAAAUAACACAUUCCUUCACCAUUUGUGUUGAGAGAAGAGAUUGCCUUUUUUUUUUUGCUGGGCCGAACACUCAAGUGUGCAGUGCCACUGUUUGAAAGUGUCUUUGUUGAUUGCCAAAUGAAAGCAUUGCUCAGGGCCAAUGUGCUGCCCGGAAUGAGAUUCUUGUCCGUCUUAAUUAUAUAUAGAGCAAUUAGGGAGGGUUUUGGGUUUGAUCAUAACUUGAAUUGCCCGUCCUGUGUUAAGUGUCUGCCGACAGAAGUAUUUGUUUGCAGAGUGAUCUAAAUUAGAAUGCAAUGGGGCUUAAUCAACUGUCUAUGUAUAGCCUUCCACCAUUACCGAAAAUUUGGUCAGUUUGGCCUUCUGUGUUUGCGAUUCUUUGUACUGCUAAUGUCGUUCUCAGUGCAAACGCUCUAAUUAGAGGCUCCCGUAAUUGGGAAGUACUGGCGCACAUCAGAAAGGUGCUCGUAGCCAUGCGUCUUUUGGAUCUUCACUGCGCCACAUGUGAAUGUUAGUCUCGUAGAUGACAAAAUGUGAUGAACGAGAAAAGAAAGAGAACAGAGAGGGGAAAAAAAAGUACUGCCCUGCAAGCUUGCUUAGUUACAACACUCACUGCCACGACAAUGUGGAAGCAAUCGCAUAACGUUGGCGCCGUGAUCUGGAAAGUUCCUAGAACAUUCUUCUUUUCUUUUUUGCGGACGCCACCACGUUUCAGGAACCGAGCUUUGGAGAACGCGAAAGCGACGUCGCCACACGUGCACGAGGAAAUUAAACACUGCCGCCCGCAAAUCGCACAUACAGACACACUAAAUGAAAGGAAGGCAGAGCAAGUGGUUGCGGAUCAUGCCUGACUCUAGAGACUGGUUGGAAGGGAAGGGAUGGAGUUAGGGUUUAUCAGCGCUCUCUAGGGGCACCUGACUUCCGCGCACAUGACGGUAGGGUGGGUGCUUGGGAAUGCUGGAUGACAUGCAAGAAAUGCGACGGCACAAGGACCGAGUGAAUAGUUGCUUGUGACUUACUUUCAGCCCCUGUUCUUGGCGCCUUUGUGACAUUGCCUAUAACUAGCCUGUGUUUUUUAAGACUGAUGUAAGGAUCAUAUUCGUUGUUCUUUGUUAACGUUUGAUGUGGUGGAUUUCUGUUUUAUUAGACAGGGUCAGUGUUUUCUCUAUUAUAAUUUUUUUGAGAUGCGUAUUUUUUACAAUUUUUUUAGGAGAGAAAUGUUGCGUAUAGAAAAAACGGUGGCAUUGUGCAGAAAUUGUUCUUUGCUCUUUUUAAAUGUACUUAUAUUUUUGAUAUUUCCUGAUUACCUUUUUUUUCAAUGCUGCGCCUUGUUAUCAUGCAGAGCAAAUGUUCAAGCAUAGCACAGAUUUUGUUUGACAUCUUGAAAAGAAUUCUUCACGAAAGCGUCCAACAAAUACCUGUGGGCUGGUUCGUUUUGAAACGUCUUGUCACAAAGGUCUUAGAUAUUGCGGUUUUGUUGUGAAGCUAACUGUUUUCCCUUGUACAUGUGUAAUGUUUACACCGCGGUUCAGCUUUUUUAUUUCCUCUCUCUUUUUAAUAUUAUAAUUUUUUGAGAAAAGUGAUAUUCGUCGGGCCACUGCAAGGGUGCCAUCCUUGUUUGCACCUGAAGUGAGAUGGCUGCGGCACGGCUUGCGUCGGAUUGCAGCCGAUUGAAAAGUCGUGCGAGGAGGUGUUUCCGCGAGGCUGUCUAUGCAACGAGAGGCCCGUUCAUUGUUCAUGCCAAAAAGAAAUACACAAAGGUGGUGUUGUACAGUCGGGGGGGUGUUCGUUCGUUUGGUCACGGUGUGGCCAGGAGUCAUAACGGCACCAACCAACCCACGGGGAGGAAACGACGGUGCUCCUAGUGUUGAAAGGUAGCUCAUGGGACAAAAACUCAGUGUACAUAAGCCUUCCUUAAUUAUUUUGAAAGUGUACAAAGGAGCGGCCUUCAUACAUAGUGUUGCCAAUAAAAACGAUCUCUAAAGCUGU